Messenger RNA from Macrosiphum euphorbiae (potato aphid), 480 nucleotides. The record is from the annotation of a GenBank genome assembly. NCBI's taxonomy places the organism in Eukaryota, Metazoa, Arthropoda, Insecta, Hemiptera, Aphididae.
AUGAAACUUAAUCACACUAACAGAAUGUCAAUUUUUAGAAAAGGACAGAAAAUGUUCAAUAUUUCUUAUAACCGUAGUGACAUGACGGGUAUUGCGGAACCUAUAGCACAAAAUGAAGGGUCAAACAAUGUUGAUACAUUACAAUUGAAGGAAGAAAUAAAUGUUAGCAUUAACUGUGAUUCGAUUGACGAUGUCUUAAAUGGAAUUGACAGCUUAAAUGGGGACAAAAUAAACUAUGCUUCAACUAAAAUAAAAUCUAAGGAAGACGUACCUACGAUAAUUUCUUUCACUGAAACCACUAUUAUAACACCUGAAAAAGCGCUUAGUGACGUUACUGAUGGGAAAUUUACUCAUAGUACCCCAAAUAAUAUCAAAAUAAAUAACAAUGGCAGUACUAAUGAUAGUAUUGCUGUUAAAUUAAAUAGCACCAAGGAUAGAUCUGAUGGAAGCAUCUGUGUAACUCCGAUAAAAAAAAAAUAA